Erinaceus europaeus (western European hedgehog) is the source of this 1525-nucleotide messenger RNA. Its product is annotated as LIM domain-containing protein 1-like. Gene Ontology annotation, biological process: negative regulation of hippo signaling; response to hypoxia; positive regulation of miRNA-mediated gene silencing. The transcript has a single exon. Gene Ontology annotation, cellular component: transcription regulator complex; adherens junction; P-body. Gene Ontology annotation, molecular function: transcription corepressor activity. Lineage: Eukaryota; Metazoa; Chordata; Mammalia; Eulipotyphla; Erinaceidae. Bases 164 to 1510 code for a protein of 448 amino acids. The record is from RefSeq and is a predicted model, not a curated record.
GACACCCCGGGGCGGCUUGCACCCACUCGGCUCCCGGGCUCCGAGUGGGGAUGGGGGUGGGGGGCCGGUCGUGACCCUCCUGCCGGGUCGGACCUGAGUCGCCCCUCCGUCCCUCCCCGCGCUGACCCUGCGCCCGGCGAGCCGGGGACCCCCACCCGACCCCAUGGCGAAGUACGAGGACCUGGGCCUGGAGGCCAGCAAGUUCAUCGAGGACCUGGACUUGUACGAGGCCUCCAGGGACGGGCUGUUCCGAGUGGACAGGGCUGCGGGCAACAACCCCGAGUUCGAGGAGACGCGCAGGGUGUUUGCCGCCAAGAUGGCCAGGAUCCACCGCCAGCAGCAGCUGCAGCUGCAGGAGGGGCCCCUGCCCAGGGGCGGCCGAGGCCCAGUCAACGGGGGCGGCCGCCCAGGCCCCCAGCCCCACUGCGACGCUCCUGCAGCCAGCAAGCCCCCCUCCGAGGGUGCAGCCAAGCCCCCUCUCGCCGUGGCCUCCGCGGCUUCCGGGCCGGCCGUCUCCACAGCUGCCGGACAGCCUGUGCACCCACCCCCGGAGCAGAGGGCCAGGCCCUGCCUGCGGGCCUCCAGGCCUGGCCCUCAGGGCUGUGGCUCCAAAGAGACCCCGGCUCCCUGCGAGGACCCUUCCUGCCUCACCCACGGAGACUAUUAUGACAACCUGUCCUUGUCCGAGGCCAGCCCCAGCUGGGGUGAUGAACCAGGGCCAGGGGUCGCCUGGCCCCGAACCCCAGCGAGUCACCCGCCGCCCAAGCCCUCCAGGGAACAGCCCCUCUACCAGCCGCCUCUUGCGCUGAGCUCCAGCAGGUCAUUCGAGAGUGGCCGGGAGGGUGAUGGCAGUGGCCGCAGCAGUGGGCUGCCUGCAGGCCUGUGGACCACCGCUUCCUUGCAGCGGGUGAGCCCGGGCCUGCCUUCCCCCGGCCCUGAGAACGGGACCCUCCUGGGCCCUGCUCCGCUCAGGACCCCUUCGUUCUCAGCACCUGUGGGCCUGAGCUGCUCUGGGCAAAGAGUUCUUCCAAGAACAAACUCGGGGUUGGGGAGAGAGGUUUUGGGUGUGAAGCCCAUACCCGCUGCAGACCCUCCUCCUUGGCUCCAGGGUGGGCCCAAGUCUUACCUGUCUGGUUGCGCCCCACUGUCCUCCUUGGCCGGCUCGGACAGUCUGCAGACAGAUGCAGCCCCUGGGCUGGGCCCCAAGCCCAGCUGCACGGACCCUGGCACUGGUCCCAAGCUCAGCCCCGCUGGCCUUGCCCCUCCAGUCGUGCCCACCCCGCCCGAGGUGUCUUGUAAAGAGGCUCCCCCUGGCUGGCUCCCUGAUGGCAGCCUGGGACCUGGGCUUGCAGAGAGCCCCAGCCCCCCCAGGGUGAGGCUGCCCUGCCAGACCCUCCUCCCCAGCCCAGAGCUUGGACCCUCUCCCGCGGAGCUGAAGCUGGAAGCCCUCACCCAGCGUCUGGAGCGGGAGAUGGAUGCUCACCCGAAGGCUGAUUACUUUGGUGAGUGAGGGGAAAGGUGGUAG